Lolium rigidum is the source of this 2140-nucleotide messenger RNA. Its product is annotated as microtubule-associated protein 70-4-like. The record is from RefSeq and is a predicted model, not a curated record. Gene Ontology annotation, molecular function: microtubule binding. The coding region runs from base 202 to 1779 and encodes 525 amino acids. The transcript is spliced from 10 exons. NCBI's taxonomy places the organism in Eukaryota, Viridiplantae, Streptophyta, Magnoliopsida, Poales, Poaceae. Gene Ontology annotation, biological process: cytoskeleton organization.
AAACCCAGUAACCCACCCACCACUCUUCGUGUGCAACCACGGCAAGGCUUGCGUAUCAUCCUCGUUUUAACUCUUUAAUUCUCCCCUAGGCGAGAAAAAGAAGAAGACCAGCUGCUAGUUAGUUGCUCUGCAGCUAGCUUAGCUAGCUAGGGGUGCGUACGUACCUGCAGGUUGUGAGGAGGCGACGAGGGAGAGAUAUACAUGGGCAGCUUGGGGUCGGAGGCCGACCAUGGCGGCAGGGAGAUGUUCCAUGGCCACUCCGACCCCGUCGUCGACGAGCUCAACAGGCUGGAGAAUCUCCUCAGAGAAAAAGAGCGAGAAUUAGGACACACAUACAGUGAAGUAAAAGGUCUGAAGGUGACAGAUGUAUUGAAGGACAAGGCAAUUGCAGAGCUGAGCAAGGAGCUAAAGAAACAGGAUGAGAAGCUGAGGAGCCUAGAGAAGCAGCUUGAGCAGAAGAAUCUGGAUGUGAAAAGGUUAUGCAAUGAGCGGAAGGAAGCGUUGUCUGCACAGUUCGCGGCAGAGGCGUCGCUCAGGAGGAUCCACUCGUCCCAGAAAGACGAGGAAGUGGUUCCCUUUGACGCCAUCAUAGCGCCCCUGGAGUCUGACAUCAAGAAGUACAGGCAUGAGAUUGCGGUGCUCCAGGAUGACAAGAAGGCGCUCGAACGGCACCUGAAACUGAAUGAGGCAGCACUUAUCGAGGCUGGGGACAUUCUGCGCAGCGCACUCGAGAGAGCACUGAUCGUAGAGGAUGUCCAGAACCAGAAUAUUGAGCUGAAGAAACAGAUGGAGAUCUACCAUGAGGAGAACAUGCUUCUGGAGAAGAGCAACAGGCAGAAGGUACUGGAGAUCGAGAAGCUCACCCACACCGUUGGUGAGCUUGAGGAGUCCAUUCUUGCUGCAGGCGAUGUUGCCAAUGCUGUGCAUUUCUACCAGAACCAGGCAACCAGGUUGAAUGAAGAGAAGAAGACGCUCGAGAGGGAGCUGGCUCGAGCCAAAGUGUACGUCAACCGUGUGGCAACGACGACAGCGAACGAAUGGAAGGACGACGCUAACAAACUGAUGCCGGUAAAGAGAUGGCUGGAAGAACGAAGGCACCUGCAGGGAGAGAUACAACGGCUGCGUGACAAGAUAACCAUAGCAGAGAGGUCCGCAAAGGUGGAGGCCCAGAUUAAUGACAAACUCAAAAGGAGACUGAAAUCAUUGGAAGAGGGCAUGGGAACUGAAAAAACCAACACGCCUGCCAAUGAGGCCAACAGAAAAGGCACUCCAAAAAGAUCAACAUCUCAACCAAGACAACCCCACACACCAAGAAUGUCACAGCAACCGGCUUCACUCGAAGGCGCUGUUGACAAGAGAAGGCCAACGUCUCAACCAAGGGCGACCAUGGCAGGGAAGGUGUUGAAGCAACCUAAUUCAGAAUCGGAGCCUGCCGAGAAGGUGAGAAGCGUUAAACAACCUGACAGCCCAAGAGUGAGGCCUGCUGCUGCUAGAAAGGAGCGUCCUGUGAGAAAUCUCCUGUGGGCGACAAGCAAAGUAACCAGUGAUGCUGGGAAAGAGAACAAGGAGCAGAAUCCAAAUUACAAACCACGUUUGAGUGCUCCACAUGUGCAGGUACACGGUGGCACGAAGCCACAAGCUGUAUUUGAUGCGAAUGGAGACUGUGGAAUUCAGUGCAGUGAACAUCACAAAACCAUGGAUCUGGAGAACUUGGGUGAGAAAACGGCCGAUGCUUCUAAUGCUGUAGAGAGUGCCCAGGGUGGAAAUAGGGAAAUUUGAAAAAAAAAAUUGCAACAGGAUAUCUAAUACAAGAAGGGUGAAUACAUUAUCAUGUACAGAUGCAGCGUGGUGAUUUAUUUUAAAGAGCAGGUUGUGCGUCUCCGCUAUUUUCUUCAACUGGGGAGAUUGUUUGAACAGCAAAACCAGCAGCUUAUCUUGUCUUGUUUCUUUAUUCUCUCUUGUAUAUAUGUAAGAACUGUAUCACAUUGUUGAGCAAAGCAAUUUGUGCCUAAAAAAAGAUCCAAAUGCAGUUUGUGGUACUUCGAGAUAAGGCCUGAUUUACCCAAAAUAAAGGAAAUUUCUGCUAAUGUAAUGGAAGGAAUAUAAAAUGAAGGGGAACAUCUUUCUGUACUGUUUAUUA